ACGGCCAUGUGACGUCAGACGCACGCCGUGCUAUUCCCGCCCCUUGCUCUCGCGAGAUUCUGCGCCUUGGCCUGAGAUCUCGCGAGAUGAGUGGGCCGGUGUGUUCUGUCAGUUCUCCAGCCGGCGGGAUCUCGCGAGACUUGGCGCAGUGAGUGCAGUUGGCCUGCGCGCUCCUCUCUGCUCCCGGCACCGGCUCUCCGCGGAGGGACCCGGCUCCCAGGCAGCAUGGCGUCCGCACUGGAGCAGUUCGUCAACAGCGUGAGGCAGCUCUCCUCACAGGGGCAAAUGACCCAACUGUGUGAACUCAUUAACAAGAGUGGGGAGCUGCUGGCAAAGAAUCUGUCUCAUCUGGACACCGUCCUGGGGGCUUUAGAUGUUCAGGAACAUUCUCUGGGGGUCCUUGCAGUUUUGUUUGUCAAAUUUUCCAUGCCCAGUAUUCCUGACUUUGAGACAUUAUUUUCUCAAGUCCAGCUCUUUAUCAGCACUUGCAACGGAGAGCACAUUCGAUAUGCGACCGACACGUUUGCUGGUCUGUGCCAUCAGUUAACAAAUGCACUUGUGGAAAGGAAGCAGCCCAUGCGAGGAAUCUGUGUCCUGAGGCAAGCCAUAGACAAGAUGCAAAUGAAUACAAACCAGCUGACCUCAAUUCAUGCAGACCUUUGCCAGCUUUGUUUGUUAGCAAAAUGUUUUAAGCCUGCACUCGCUUACUUAGAUGUAGACAUGAUGGACAUCUGCAAAGAAAAUGGUGCGUAUGAAGCAAAGCCAUUCCUGUGCUAUUACUACUAUGGUGGGAUGAUCUACACAGGCUUGAAGAACCUAGAGAGGGCGCUUUAUUUCUACGAGCAGGCUAUUACAACUCCAGCCAUGGCUGUUAGUCACAUUAUGUUGGAGUCUUAUAAAAAAUAUAUUCUAGUUUCCUUGAUUCUCUUGGGAAAGGUUCAACAACUACCUAAAUAUACCUCGCAGAUUGUGGGCAGAUUCAUUAAGCCUCUUAGCAAUGCCUACCAUGAGCUAGCACAAGUAUAUUCAACAAAUAACCCAGCAGAGCUCCGAAACCUGGUGAACAAACACAGUGAAACUUUUACAAGGGACAAUAACAUGGGUUUGGUGAAACAAUGCCUGUCCUCUCUCUACAAGAAGAACAUUCAGAGGCUCACUAAGACUUUCCUCACCCUCUCAUUACAAGACAUGGCCAGUCGAGUGCAGUUAUCUGGGGCUCAAGAGGCUGAAAAAUAUGUUCUACACAUGAUCGAAGAUGGAGAAAUCUUUGCUAGUAUUAAUCAGAAGGACGGGAUGGUGUGUUUUCACGACAACCCAGAGAAAUAUAACAAUCCUGCUAUGCUUCACAAUAUUGAUCAGGAGAUGCUACGCUGUAUAGAUCUUGAUGACAGAUUGAAGGCAAUGGAUCAAGAAAUCACCGUGAACCCUCAAUUUGUUCAGAAGAGCAUGGGCUCUCAGGAUGACGACUCAGGAAGCAAACCAUCUAGUUACUCGUGAAGGGAAGAUCUCACCGCACGUCCUCUCUCUACAGUGGAUUAUCACCUGCAACAACUUCAGAAUUCAGCAUCAAAUAUGUCUUGAAAUAAAGGAGCAGAGAGAAUUAAGACCUGCCUGGACAUUUAACUAAAAAUGGAAAGCAAAUAUUUAUGAUGUUUUUCUCUCCGUUCUGUAUGCGCUCACAGUUUAAGGAAAGGAAAACAAUAAAGUCUGUUGUGAAUUUAUAACCGGAAA
Messenger RNA from Pelobates fuscus (common spadefoot toad), 1731 nucleotides. RefSeq names its product COP9 signalosome subunit 3 (gene COPS3). Gene Ontology annotation, cellular component: COP9 signalosome. Bases 226 to 1497 code for a protein of 423 amino acids. Gene Ontology annotation, biological process: ubiquitin-dependent protein catabolic process. The transcript has 12 exons. The record is from RefSeq and is a predicted model, not a curated record. Lineage: Eukaryota; Metazoa; Chordata; Amphibia; Anura; Pelobatidae.